UUUGGGACUCUGGGUACCCAUGGAAAAAAGAAUUUUUUUAGACUACUUAGAAUAGAUAAAAUUCCGAUUCUUAUGGAUGAUUACAAACUAGAAGGAUGUCCAAAUCUAGGAUAUUUUUUGCAGGAUCCCAAUUAACUCCUGAGCUAAGAUAUUUUUAGUCAAAAAUCGUGAAUUUUCGAUUUUCUGCUUCCUUGCACAUAUUGUGACUUUUUUGAUAUUUCUAGACCCGAAUAAGGAAAAACCUCUCGGGGCCAAUGAGUAUGAUAACUAACAAUUACAGAUUGCAUAAAUUCGAAAAACAAUUCUUUCUUAAAUUUUCAAAAAACUUGUUCAAACUUGAUGGGUAUUCUCGUCCCCAAGGAUUUUGAGGUAAAAAUGUAAGGUUAUCCCGCCAAUUGUUUUUUGACACGAACCCUAUAAAAACAUUUCAACAUGGUGAGUUGGUGUGACAACUUGAGGUUAUGAUGUCUUCUAAUUCGAUCUGAAGGUCUUCCAAAAAUAUUUGACUGAAUUGCGUGCUUUGAUUUUCCAUCAAUUUGCCCCAAGAACAAGUACAGAAAAGAUUUUAGAUGACAGCUUCAAUGAAAGAUUUUCAUGGUGAAGAAACCUUUAUAGUCUUUGUGGACAACAGCGAUGAUGAGGAGUGUUUUGGAGCAUUUCAGGAUAGAGAGCUCAUCGAAGUAGAUGUCGGAGAUGAUGAAGAAAUAUCCCAGGAAAAGUUGAACCCAGAUCUAGGCGAAACCAUCCCCACUGUCGCGAAAAAGUCAAAAAUCUGCAUACUUUUUCCGGACAAUAGCGAUGAUGAGGAGUGUUUUGCAGGAUUUGAUGAGAACGUGUUGAUGGCAGAAGGCGUUAAUGUGGCGGAAGCCGAAAGGGUAUCUCAGGAAAACUUGAUUACUUACAAAAUACUUAACAUUUUGCUUGCAAAAAACAUAUUUGCAUGCGGCACCGUACAAAAAAAUCGCAAAAAUUUGCCAGAACUGAAUCCAGAUAAGAAGAUGAAGAGAGGACACAUUGAUUGGCAGUGUUCAGGACGCAUUGUAUGUGUAAAGUGGAUGGACAAUCGCUCGGUCAUGCUCCUCUCAAAUUAUAUGUCGCCAACAGAAAUGGUGAAGGUGCAGAGACGGCAGUCUGGGACAUCACAGAAGCUGGAGCUAAAUUGUCUGAAAAUUGUCCACACUUACAAUCAACACAUGAAUGGGGUGGAUAUCAUGGACCAGAAAAAGUCAUAUUAUGAGCAAGAUAGAAAGUGCGCGGCAAAAUUCUACCUAAAAUUAUUCUUUGAUAUUCUGGACAUUGGUAUAAACAACGCGUGCAUCGUUUACAACGAAAUGUCACAGGACAAAAACAUUGGAAGAUCACUCACACUGCUGCAGUUCAGACAGGAAGUGGCUAGGUGUCUCAUUGCACUGUCCAGUUUGGAUAAAAAUAAGAAGCCGGUGCCACCUGUGUUAUACGAAAAAUAA
Molecule: messenger RNA, 1466 nt
Organism: Phlebotomus papatasi
Lineage: Eukaryota; Metazoa; Arthropoda; Insecta; Diptera; Psychodidae
Exons: 3
Coding region: 570-1466 (298 amino acids)
Source: RefSeq, a predicted model, not a curated record